GCGGAGAAACACUUUCUGUGAUUUAAGUGCUGAGGACGAUCACUGUUUGUAAUUCGAUGGCGAGGAAGAAGAUCAGAGAGUAUGACUCCAAGAGACUUCUCAAGGAACAUUUGAAGCGUCUUGCUAACAUUGACCUGCAGAUUCGCUCUGCUCAGGUGACAGAAUCUACAGAUUUCACUGAGUUGACCAACCAGGAGUCAUGGCUAUCGUCCACAAAGCUAGUUGUGAAGCCUGAUAUGCUUUUUGGAAAACGCGGUAAAAGUGGCUUGGUAGCUCUGAAGCUGGAUCUUGCUGAAGUUGCAGCUUUUGUCAAAGCCCGCCUCGGUACUGAGGUUGAGAUGGAGGGAUGUAAAGCCCCUAUCACUACAUUCAUUGUGGAGCCAUUUGUGCCUCAUGAUCAAGAAUACUACCUUUCUAUAGUAUCUGAUAGGCUUGGCUGCACUAUAAGCUUCUCUGAAUGUGGUGGCAUUGAGAUAGAAGAGAACUGGGACAAAGUGAAGACUAUAUUUCUUCCUGCGGAGAAGUCAAUGACGCUAGAAGUAUGUGCUCCAUUGAUAGCAACUCUUCCUCUUGAGGUUCGAGCUAAAAUUGGAAACUUCAUAAUGGGUGCGUUUGCUGUAUUUCAAGAUUUGGAUUUCAGUUUUAUGGAGAUGAAUCCUUUUACACUAGUCGAUGGAGAGCCAUACCCUCUGGAUAUGAGGGGAGAGUUAGAUGACACUGCUGCCUUUAAGAAUUUCAACAAGUGGGGAGACAUUGAAUUUCCUCUGCCAUUUGGAAGGGUCCUCAGUUCGACGGAGAGCUUCAUCCAUGGUUUAGAUGAGAAGACAAGUGCUUCUUUGAAGUUCACCGUUUUGAAUCCUAAAGGCCGCAUUUGGACGAUGGUAGCUGGAGGUGGUGCUAGCGUCAUAUAUGCUGAUACAGUUGGGGAUUUAGGUUAUGCAUCAGAGCUCGGGAACUACGCAGAGUAUAGUGGAGCACCUAAUGAGGAAGAGGUGUUACAAUAUGCAAGAGUUGUCAUUGAUUGUGCCACUGCUGAUCCUGACGGGCGGAAACGAGCUCUUCUAAUUGGAGGAGGUAUUGCCAAUUUCACUGAUGUGGCAGCUACUUUCAACGGUAUCAUUCGAGCGCUAAGAGAAAAGGAAACAAGGUUGAAAGCAUCAAGAAUGCACAUUUACGUUAGGAGAGGAGGACCAAAUUACCAGACUGGUUUGGCCAGAAUGCGAGCUCUGGGAGAGGAACUUGGUGUCCCUCUAGAGGUAUAUGGUCCAGAAGCAACGAUGACGGGAAUAUGCAAACGAGCCAUUGACUGCAUCAUGUUGCCUGAUGCAUAACCAACCCAAACCUUUGAUCUCUUCUUCAGUUUGAAAGCAGAAUAAAAGCUUUGUAGCUGG
This is a messenger RNA of Arabidopsis arenosa, 1391 nucleotides long. NCBI's taxonomy places the organism in Eukaryota, Viridiplantae, Streptophyta, Magnoliopsida, Brassicales, Brassicaceae. The record is from the annotation of a GenBank genome assembly.